Molecule: messenger RNA, 5908 nt
Organism: Physeter macrocephalus (sperm whale)
Lineage: Eukaryota; Metazoa; Chordata; Mammalia; Artiodactyla; Physeteridae
Gene: SHMT1
Product: serine hydroxymethyltransferase 1
Exons: 13
Coding region: 161-1654 (497 amino acids)
Biological process (GO): folic acid metabolic process; L-serine catabolic process; protein homotetramerization
Cellular component (GO): cytoplasm; nucleus; cytosol
Molecular function (GO): pyridoxal phosphate binding; cobalt ion binding; mRNA 5'-UTR binding
Source: RefSeq, a predicted model, not a curated record
CCUAACGCGCGGAUCACGUGGCGGCGGGCGCGGGACUGCGGGUCCGGACUCUGGUGUCGCAGGCCGCAGCGAGGGGCGCACUUAACCGCGGCUCCGAGAAGCGGAGUCGGGUGAGUGCGGAGCGCCUUGCUGGUGCCUGGGGUGACCCUGAACCAGCGUGAUGGCGACUCCCGUCAACGGAGCCCCCAUGGAUGCCAACUUGUGGUCCUCACAUGAGAAGAUGCUGGCGCAGCCCCUGAAAGAGAGUGACGUGGAGGUGCUAAAAGCUUUGAGGACGAUUUCCUCUGUUCCUCAGGUUUACAACAUCAUUAAGAAGGAGAGUAACCGGCAGAGGGUCGGACUGGAGCUGAUCGCCUCAGAGAACUUUGCCAGCCGGGCUGUUCUGGAGGCCCUAGGUUCUUGCCUAAACAACAAGUACUCCGAGGGGUACCCGGGCCAAAGGUACUACGGCGGGACGGAAUUCAUCGAUGAGCUGGAGGUCCUCUGUCAGAAGCGAGCGCUGCAGGUCUAUGGCCUGGACCCCCAGGGUUGGGGAGUCAAUGUCCAACCCUACUCAGGCUCCCCCGCAAACUUCGCGGUGUACACAGCCCUGGUGGAGCCCCAUGGCCGCAUCAUGGGCCUGGACCUGCCCGACGGGGGCCACCUGACCCACGGGUUCAUGACCAACAAGAAGAAGAUCUCCGCUACGUCCAUCUUUUUCGAAUCUAUGCCCUACAAGGUGAACCCCGACACCGGCUACAUCAACUACGACCAGCUGGAGGAGAACGCGCGCCUCUUCCACCCGAAGCUCAUCAUCGCAGGGACCAGCUGCUACUCCCGGAACCUGGACUACGCCCGGCUGCGCGAAAUCGCUGACGACAACGGGGCGUAUCUCAUGGCCGACAUGGCGCACGUCAGCGGGCUGGUGGCGGCCGGCGUGGUGCCCUCCCCCUUCGAGCACUGCCACGUGGUGUCCACCACCACCCACAAGACCCUGCGGGGCUGCCGCGCCGGCAUGAUCUUCUACAGGAAGGGAGUGCGCAGCGUGGACCCGAAGACGGGCAGAGAGACUCGCUACAACCUGGAGUCACUCAUCAACUCUGCCGUGUUCCCAGGCCUGCAGGGGGGGCCCCACAACCACGCCAUUGCUGGGGUGGCGGUGGCUCUGAAGCAGGCCAUGACUCCGGAGUUCAGAGUCUACCAGCGCCAGGUGCUGGCCAACUGCAGGGCUCUGGCCGAGGCCUUGAUGGGGCUGGGCUACAAAGUGGUCACAGGUGGUUCUGACAACCACUUGAUCCUCGUGGACCUCCGCUCCAAAGGCACGGACGGCGGCCGGGCUGAGAAGGUGCUGGAAGCCUGUUCCAUCGCCUGCAACAAGAACACCUGCCCAGGUGACAAAAGCGCCCUGCGGCCCAGCGGACUGCGCCUGGGGAGCCCGGCGCUGACAUCCCGAGGACUCUCGGAGGAAGAUUUCCAGAAAGUCGCCCAUUUUAUUCACAGAGGGAUAGAGCUGACCCUGCAGAUCCAGGACACCGUGGGGGCGAAGGCCACCCUGAAGGAGUUCACGGAGAAGCUGGCGGGGGCCGAGGAUCACCAGCGGGCUGUGGCGGCACUCCGGGCGGAGGUGGAGAGCUUCGCCGCCCUCUUCCCUCUGCCUGGCCUGCCCGACGUCUAGAGGAGGGCCCGCCCGCCCAGGGACCCAGCGCCCUGGAGGCCCCACACGGGCCCCUUUUCGGACUGUGCUUUUUUUACCUUGUUCACAAACCAACAUUUGUUUAAGGCUCAGUGUUUGUUAGUCAUGCUGGGACAAGUUAUGAAGGAGUUUAAAUCUGAACCUCACUUUCUCACAGCUACGUAUAGUUAUUCUGGAAAAAUGGGAUACGGUUUAGCCAUUCAGCCGUAAUUAUCCAGGCUGGCGGAGGGCAGGGUUACUGGGAAGACGCCACCUUUGAGAGUCCCUGGGCUCCCCUGACUGGCCGCGGUGGCCAGAAGCGCCAACGUUUGAGCUCGGGAGAGCUGCCCGUGGCCGUCUGUUCCCCGGUGGGCACCAGGGGGGACUCGGUUAUAACCGUCGCAAACGAGGAGAGAGCCUCCUGGCCCUUCUGCUGUGCGUUCAGUCAGAAUCACAGGUUAGACGGGUCUAUUGAGGUGCCACCCAGCUGGGUGGGAGUCCUGCUUACAGCACCUGGGCAGGAGGGGGAUGUGGUCCCCGUCCCCCAGCCCAGGGCAGGCAGGCCAGGGAACCUGGUCCCACGCCGCUGAGCAACCACCUCCCUCCCGUGAUCAGGAAACCAGAGGUCACCUUCCCACAGAAACUUUAUUUUUCACAAAUCUCAAGUGCAAAACAUCAUAGAUGACCAUUUUUAAUAAGCACAAAUUUUUAACCACAGAAUGUCUACAAGAAUUAUAGCUUUAAAAAAUACAACCAAUUUUUAUAUUUCAAAAAUAGCUCAACUCAAAUAAAUUAAUUGCUUAAAAAGUACACUUCUCAUACUAUUUGUUUGGCAUGACUGGUGCAGCCACACCGGGAGCCGCGGGCACGCGUGUGGCGUGUGCAGCGUGCUCUCGCCCUGGCCGCGGUGACCACAGCUCACCCGGUGGGACUCACGCUCACACACGACGGGGAGCAUGCGGUAGUAAUAUAGCUUUUCAAAACACGACAAAUACGACGUCCUCACGCACUGCGCUUCUCACCGUGGCCUUAACACAGCCGUGGCUGACGCCCGGGGCUCCAGCGCAGCGGGCAGGGCGGCUGCUACCUCCGCAGCUGUGAAAACAGCCUUCCACCCGGGAGCGUGACUCUUCCCCCCGUAGGAGACAAAGGCCACCACACAAGCACUCCCGGGAGGCUAGGGCCCCAGACCAGCGCCUGACUCAUGGCCAAGUGCUCCCUCCUCCCCACAGCUGGAACCAAACCUCAAAGCAGGACGGGCUCAGAAGAGCUGGGUGUGCGCCAGCCUUAGCUGAGGCUGGUUUUCCUUCCGGCCAGAAGUAGAGAUUUGAUACUUUUCCUUUUUGCAAUGUUAAUACCACCUCUCUCUCAAAAAUUCUAGUUGUAUCAGUUCCUAUCACAAUAUUGGGGAAAAGCCAGAAAGCUAGCUGGUUUGCUUCAAAGCACGAGCCAAAAGGCACUUUCUUGAGCCUCCAGGGAGAUGGGAGGUAAGAUCUGAUGCUGGCUUGGGGGGCCGGUGCCUCCGAAGGCUGUCCGCACGGACUGAUGGACCGCACCAGCCCAGGAAAGCUCCCGCCUGUGCAAAGAUGACGUGGGCCGUGUGGAGAAGCUGACCGGCCAGGCGCCAUCAGGCUGGGAAGGGGGGGGCCACGCGCCCAGCACUGGUGGGCUGGGUGGCAAGCUGCGUGCGAGAUCUUCCAGGCGGCUGGGCCUCCGGGGACGUGUCACGAGCCGCAGCGGCCCUGGCACUCGGGGGAGACUCUAUCGGCCAUCCUGGGAUUUUGCCAUGGGAUUUGUUACUUGUCUGGGGAUGAAGUCUACGAUACUUUGCACACAGUAACUGAUCUGAAGCAAGAAGUUGAGAGCUAGAUGGGAAAUGGCAGCUGGGCUACCACACACAGCCCAUUUCCAGAUUCUACUCAAGGAGUAGGGUCCCCAGGGCCACAGGUGCUAUAAAAGGGUUCAGCUGAUGUCUACCGUGGAGCUUCUGGAAAUCACUACUGCAUAAAUGCCAGCCUGGGCAGGUUCUUCUUAACUUGGACUGCUUUAAAAAGGCAGGGUGGGGGGCAGGUAAUGGACUGGAAGUGAAGUUGAAACAAACCUCAAGGUUUUGGUGCCUGGGCCUUCGAGGCGAUACUUAGGAUUGAAGAAGUACUAAGGGCAUUGACACCCUCUGAUUUCUGAAGCGUUUCUCAGCAUUUGGACGCCUGCUGACCUUUACCAGGGAAAACGUCUUGUUAAGAUUCCUGACGAGAUGAGUUCGCUGCACAGGCCCCCACGACUCAGACUCGGGUGCGUCUGAGACUCCUGGCAGGUUCCGGUCCCCAGCGUGGCGGGGCCGGGAAGGCCUGGUUCCCCUCUGAGCUCCCUUUGAAGAGAAACAUACUUGGCGUCAAGCAAUUCUGUGAAAGUGCCACACCGCAAAGUUGGAUUUUAACCAAAAUUUAAAUGCUGGAGUUCAGCACCAGUCAGCGAAUACAGCUCUACUCCUCCAUGAAGCGGCAGCUCAGGAGAGGGGCUCCGGUGCCCCCUCUGCGGCCGCCCCACGCCAGGCCUUCGGCUCGCCCCGGCAGGGCUCUCCCGAGGCGGAGCUUCUGCACAAACGCCCUCCGGAGCGGACUUGCGCUUCGAGGAGGCCAGUGUGACCGACCUGCUGCCCUUUCUGGCUUCCCAGGUGCGAGGUGUAAACCGCCGAGGCCAUGCUGGCGGCCCGGGGGAGGUGGGCCCGUGAUCGCUUCCCAUCUGGUCACUUGGGCCCCACGGACCGCUCUUCCCUCGGAGGUCAGGUGUCACAAGCCCGUGUCCCAGGAGGCCCAAGUAGACCCAGUUAACCACCUACCGAGAAAACAGAGCAGCAGCGGAACACAAGGGGGUGGUUAACAGGAGGGCAGCCUGCCCACCAGCACCCACACUGCACGUUGGGAAGCUGCCGUGUGGUCCCUGGAGACGCCUCUCUGGGGGACACAGGUGACAGCACGGGUACAAGGACCCGAGGAGACGGCGGUGGCGGCCCUGUCGCGGUGGGCCUCGGUCACGGCCUCCGGAGCAGGAUCGCGCUCUGGCGGGAAUGCGGGCCCUGGCCAGAAGCCCGCGCAGGGAGGGCCACGGGGGAGAGAUGUACGAAGCCUCCUCGGUCACCAGGGGGUCCUGACCGCCGUGGUGUGCUGCAGAGCCGGUGGCGGACCAGGUCUCAACAGCAGGACUCCGACGACACAGGACACGGCCCCGGCAGACGGGCACGCGUGCGCGGGAGCAACCACUGUGGCCGGUUCAGGUGUGUUUUACCGCAGCUUGGGGGAAAAAAUUAAAAAUCAGUAAUACCGAGAGUUCUCCCUGCUUAGGGACAAACGGCUUAAGGAAGAAAAGUAUGACGUUUUCAAGGUUGCGAGUAACCAUCCACCUACACACGCCGGUGGUAACUCUGUCAGGAGGGUCCUGGUGGGUGAAGCGGAGGUGGGGCGGGGACUCAGCCGGGGCGGAACGAGCUGCCGUGAGCGCGCGUGCUCCCGGCCGGCACGGCCUUCCCGGAGGAGAUCCCAGCCCGCCGGCUGCCCCGCGCCCGCGACACCCCGUGAGGUAGUGAAGUGGUAGCGAAGGUCUGCGGUGACCUCUGCCGGGCGAGCGCCAGCCCGUCUGCAGACCCUCCCCGAGAGGACAGGGUCGGCGCCCCCAGGAGAGCCGGUGGCUCCUGGCCCGCACAGCGGGCAGCCUGUGCCCAGCCCCCCACGACGGCGGCUCUGAUGGCCAGGGGCCGGUGACCGGUCGCUCCGCUGAGCCUGGGAGCCCAGCGGCAGGGCGCCCUCCGUGCCUGGCAAGGACGAGAGGACAGGGCAGGGAGCAUCCAGGGGCCUCCCGUGGGAGGGCGGCUCCGCGAGGCCACGCGAAAGGCCCGGCUGGGGUCUGCACGAGGCAAUGGAUGUUCCGUCGUCCUGCUUUCGACCAAAUCGUCCGGUUAACGGCUGCUCCCCUUGACGCUGCCGCGCGAGCGGGCCGGCGUGCUCCCGCCGGCAGGCUCCGCCUCCCCGCCCCUCAUCACACGGCCGAAGCUUUCUUCUGCCCUAGCCCCCGGUCCCGACCCCAGGCCGCUCUCCAAGGGGCCACGUUACCGUCCUUCCGGAUGCCACCCGGGGGCCAGCGCCCCCACCGCCCUUGCCCAGAGCCACCCGGGAACCACGGCCGCCACCUCGGUUUCCUUCCCGGCAAGAACAGCAGAAGUCUGAACGGCCCCGAAGACCCCCCGGUUGUGCCAACGCCCUC